This is a messenger RNA of Drosophila montana, 2382 nucleotides long. It is a transcript of the gene Atg18b, whose product is annotated as Autophagy-related 18b. The coding region runs from base 244 to 1692 and encodes 482 amino acids. The record is from RefSeq and is a predicted model, not a curated record. NCBI's taxonomy places the organism in Eukaryota, Metazoa, Arthropoda, Insecta, Diptera, Drosophilidae. Gene Ontology annotation, molecular function: phosphatidylinositol-3,5-bisphosphate binding; phosphatidylinositol-3-phosphate binding; protein binding. Gene Ontology annotation, cellular component: cytosol; extrinsic component of membrane; phagophore assembly site membrane. Gene Ontology annotation, biological process: nucleophagy; protein lipidation; autophagy of mitochondrion. The transcript has 4 exons.
AAGAGCGUAGAAAAACAACAAAGACGGACAAAAACAACGUUGAAAAUCGAAUUUGUAGCUUAACAUUUAAAAUAUCAACAUACAGUGUUAUCUCUUUGUGUAUUUUUGCGUUUUUCAAUGUGAAAAGAGCAAUAACAAAUUAAAUCAAAGUCGAAUUAAAGCAAACGAAAAAUAAAAACGCAAGUGAAAGUGUGUGAAAUACGAUAUAUAAAAUUGAUAAAACAGCUGUAACAGAUUGCUAAAAUGGCAGCAUAUCAAAUGAAUUUUAACCAGGAUUUUACUUCCCUAUCGGUGCUGAGCAGCACUGGCCUGCGCCUGUACUCGAUUGGAGGCCAGGACAAGGUCGAGGAGAUCUUUGCCAAGGAGAACACAGAGCAAAUACGGAUUGUGGAACGGCUAUUCAACAGUUCGCUGGUGGUGCUGGUCACCGCACAGAAGCCCAACUGCCUGAAGAUGCUGCACUUUAAGAAGAAACAGGACAUUUGCAAUUGCUUCUAUCCGUCGGAGAUACUGUGCGUGCGCAUGAACCGGCAGCGUCUGAUUGUCUGCCUGGCGGAGAGCAUACACAUACACGAUAUACGCGACAUGAAGAUCCUGCACUCGAUUGAGAAUAUAGCGCCAAAUGAACAGGGCCUGUGCGCGCUCUCGCUCAACUCGCAUUUGGCCUUUCCCAUCUGUCAGUCCAGCGGCGAGCUGCGCAUCUUCAAUGCCCACAAACUGCGCACGGGCAUGACGAUUAAGGCGCACGACACGCCCCUUUCGGCAUUGACCUUCUCGCCCAGCGGCGCACUGCUGGCCACCGCGUCCGAGCGCGGCACUGUGAUACGCGUCUUCUGCGUAAAGAACGGCCAGCGGGUGCAGGAGUUCAGGCGCGGCGUGAAGCGCUGCGUGCGGAUCGCAUCUCUGGUAUUUGCGGCGGGCGGUGACUAUCUGUGCGCCUCCUCCAACACGGAGACGGUGCAUGUCUUCAAGAUCGAUGCGCGGGCUGUGGAGGCGGCGGAGCUGAAGGCCAUUGCUGAAGUGGCUGCCAAAUCGGACAAGGAAGCGACGACGACGACGACAACGACGACGACGGCGACGACGACAGCGACCGGGAUUGCGGAGGCAGCAGCUGAGGAGGCGCCCGCAGCCAGCUGGGGCGGCAUGUUCACCAAGGCGGUGUCCUCGCUGCUGCUGCCCGCCCAGGUGAGCGAUGUGCUGGCCCAGGAUCGCGCCUUUGCUACGGUGCAGCUGCCGCAGCCGGGCCUCAAGAACAUCUGUGCGCUGACGCGCAUCCAGAAGGAGCUGCGUCUGCUGAUUGCCUGCGAGGACGGAUUCCUUUAUAUGCACGACUUCAAUGCGGAGCGCGGUGGCGCCUGCAAACUGCUGGCGGUGCACGAUCUGCGCGGCGCCCUCGAGGAUGUCAUUGAACUGCAGCUGAGCGAAAGCGUGCUGAAGACGCAAUCAAAGACGCUGCCGGCCACACUGCCGCAGCAAUCGCUGACCAUGCUGAAGAGCUGUGCGGCCAGUGUGCUCAUCGAGAAUCCAGAUCCUGUGGCGGACAACAGCUAUGCGGCCAUACUGCGCGGCGAGCAGGCGGAUGCCAUGUCCGAUUCCGCCAAGUUUCGCAAGCUGUGCGAUGCCAUUGACACGCCCACAAAGCUGUACGAUGAGCGCCAGUUCCCGCCCGUGGCCAUUACGGCCAAGGAUUGACGACCACGUCGGCACAGCCAAAGGGACAUUGUGUUUCUGGACAAAGCACAGUGUGAUUAAAAGCGCGCGCUCUCUGCAUUUCUGAAAAUCCAAAAACUAUAUUGAAAAAUCUUUAAAAAAAAAAAAACCUACCCAAAAAAAUUUAGCAAAAUAUUUAAAGCAAUUUAACUUAGUUACCACAAAAUAAUUUUAAACAAAAAAAAAAAACACAAAAUACUCGAAAGAGAAAAAUUACAAAAAAAAAGUAUUUUAGUUUUAUGUAAUUAAUUUUUUUUCGCUCUGUAAUAUUUUUGUUUUCAACAAUUUGUAUAUAACUGAAACUGAAGUUUCUAUUUAGAAUUCCUCCGAAUAUCUCAUUCCGUAAGCUCUGCUCUCUCCCUUUCUCUAUCUCUUGCUCUCACUUCUCUUCAUACUCAAUUAUGAAAACUUUGUAUAAUAUAAAUAUUUAUUAGUAGGCGAGGAGCAACGUUUUUCUUUAAGUGUAUAAGUUAUAGUUCAAAAGAAGCUCAAAAAUCCAAAAAAAAAAACAAAACAAAAAAAAGGAAGUUGGAGAGAAAAAUAAUCAACUAAAUGUACCUUAAAAAAUGAGCAACAAGAAACGUAUUCAAUUAGCUUUGCAAGUAAAUAUUAUAUGUGUAACAAUAAAUAUUAAUAAAAUAUUGCAAAUAUUUAAAAAAAAUGAAAAAAUAA